UGCAACAAAUUAAUGAAUAUUCAUCCAAGGGAGAUAACUAGGCUAUAGGAGGCUUCACACCAGGUCAGGUUCUGACUCCAAACAAGAGCAGGUCGGAGGAGGCUGUCAGUUUCCUGCGUUUCAAAAGUGCAGGUGAAGGACUGCGGACUGUUGUCUGUCACGGGAGCUCCGAAUCCUGGAAGCUGGCUGGCUUGGGCUGCCACUAUCCAAUGGCUCCUGCGGCGUUGACGGGACUCCUCCCUCUCUGUGCGUGUCUCCUGCUGGCACCCGGCUGUGCCCAGGCGGGCAAGCUGCUGGUGGUCCCCAUGGAUGGGAGCCACUGGCUGACCAUGCGUCCUGCUGUGGAGAGUCUGGCCCUCCGAGGGCAUGAGGUGGUCAUGGUCAAGCCACAGGUGAACCAGAACCUGGAAGUCUCGGCCAAAUGCACAGUGAAGACUUACUCCACAUCGUACUCUCUGGAGGAUGAGCGCCAUCAGUUCAAGGGUUUCGCUGACUCCCGGUGGAAAACUCGGGCAAGCCAUUUAUUUUCCCUGCUGAUGGUUCCGUCUAACCAUAGUCUUGACUACUUGUUUUCACGCUGUAGGAGCUUGUUCAAUGACAGAAAAUUGGUGAAAUUCAUAGAAGACAGUUCCUUUGAUGCGGUGUUCCUAGAUCCUUUUGAUCUGUGUGGCUUAAUUGUAGCCAAGUACUUCUCCCUGCCGUCUGUGGCCUUCACCAGGGGGCUGUUCUGCCACUUUCUGGAAGAGGGCUCCCAGUGCCCCAGCCCCCCCUCCUACGUUCCUCGAAGCCAACUGGAGUUUUCCGACACCAUGACCUUCUGGGAGAGGGUGUGGAACCACAUCACCCACGUGGAGGAACGACUACUUUGUCACAAUUUUAUCAAAACCGGGUUAGAAGUGGCCUCCGAGAUCCUCCAGACCACCGUGACGGCUUAUGACCUCUUCGGCCCCGUGUCCAUCUGGUUGCUGCGCACCGACUUCACCCUGGACAAUCCCAAACCCGUGAUGCCCAACAUGGUGUUUGUCGGCGGCAUCAACUGCCUCCCGGGAAAGCCGCUGUCUCCGGUGAGUGGCCAAGGCGGGGAGGAGAGACGCCUUCUGUAG
Molecule: messenger RNA, 1103 nt
Organism: Phyllostomus discolor (pale spear-nosed bat)
Lineage: Eukaryota; Metazoa; Chordata; Mammalia; Chiroptera; Phyllostomidae
Product: UDP-glucuronosyltransferase 1A10-like
Exons: 2
Coding region: 210-1103 (297 amino acids)
Molecular function (GO): UDP-glycosyltransferase activity
Source: RefSeq, a predicted model, not a curated record